AUGCUCCAUUCGUCCCCGUACAAGCCUUUGGAGAUUCCAGAGGAUCUAUCUGUUCCAGAUUUUGUGCUUCAAGCUACAUCUGAUCAGGAUGAAGCUAUGCCGUUGCUGUAUCCAUGCCCUCAGACAACACGGAAGUCCACUACGCCUAUUUCGUUAGGCCAAGUGCGGGCCCAGGCCAAAGCCAUGGCCACGUCGCUGCUUUCGCCCCACAUCGAGGGCGGUGCGUGGAAGAGAGGCGAUGUUAUAGUGGUGUACUCAGAGAACCAACACGACUAUCUCUUGGCCGUCUUGGGUGUAAUGAUGUCGGGCGGUGUGGCUGCCCUGUCAAACCCAAUGUACAAGCCGGAUGAAAUGCGUCAUGUAUUUGAUUUAACGAAGCCACGCGCCAUUCUAGCUUCGGUUGCUACGUACGAAAAGGCUGUACAGGCGGCUAAGAGUUAUGAGGAGCUUUGCAAGCAUGACAUCACCGUAUAUGUGUUUGACGAGGACCACGAGCGCAGCUACUUAAAGCUCCUAGUGGAGCCUGGCAUGAAGCUGUACAACGACGGGGAUGACGCUGUGCAUCGUGUACCAUUUUCCCCGAAGGAGCAAGAUGCCAUUUAUUGCUUCAGCUCCGGCACGUCUGGCUUGCCCAAGGCCGUCCGACUUUCGCACUUCAACUUGAUCGCCAAUGCUAUUCAAAUGACGGCGACUCUAGGUGGGCGUAUCAACAAACCCUCCGAGAAGUUUAUGCAGUGGUAUGAUCAGCCAGAGGCGCCUAUUCAAGACGGUAAGAAUGAGAUACAUUACUCCAUUCUGCCUCAGUUCCAUUGCUAUGGAAUGCUCACUUCGCUUAUCAACUUACACACACUCACGCCAGCCGUCAUUGCAGCGCGCUUUUCACCUGAGACCUUCUUUUCUACCGUAGAAGAGUUCCAUGUUACUUUCGCAUUUGUUGUCCCCCCUAUCAUGAUUGCACUCGUUCGUUCCCCUCUUGCGAAGAAGUACGAUCUUUCUUCCAUCAAAUCACUUGCGUCCGGUGCUGCGUCUCUCUCUAAGGAGCUGUGCGAGCUUGUGCGUGACAAGUAUGGGCUCCAUGUAACGGAUGGAUACGGAAUGACGGAGAUGUCUCCCAUCAUUGCCUUGCAAACGCAGCGUGACCUGCAGUAUCAUAAGCUCAAUGUCGGCCGUCUCGUAUCUAACACGGAGGCAUAUGUCAUUGACGUCAACACUGGCAAGAAAGUAGGGGUAAACAAGCCGGGCGAGCUUCUGGUUCGGGGUCCCCAAAUGAUGCAGGGCUACCUUGGCAACGAAAAAGCAAACCAAUCGGCGUUUGCUAUGGAUGACGAGGAUUCUGGCCGUUUCCUACGUACAGGCGACAUUGUCUCGUUCGAUGAUAAAGGCUACAUUACUAUUCAUGAUCGCGUCAAAGAUAUCAUCAAGUACAAUGGGUACCAAAUCGCUGCCUCAGAAAUUGAGGCCAUCAUCAAUUCCAUCCCCCAUGUCCUUGAAUCAGCUGUUGUGGGUAAAAUUGUAAAAGAAGAUGUCGCAAAAAAUGAGCUGCCUUGGGCCUUUAUUGUACUCCGGUCAGAUGCACCCGAUAUGUCUGAGGAGAAACGGUCUGAGGAGGUGAUAUCAUAUGUAAACGAGCGUGUGGCGGGGUAUAAAAAGCUCCGAGGCAUAACUUGGACUGACCAGUUGCCACGCAGCGCCGCCGGGAAAGUGCUCAAGCGCGAGCUUAGGGACCAAUUAUCGCUUGAUUAA
Malassezia pachydermatis is the source of this 1743-nucleotide messenger RNA. Its product is annotated as 4-coumarate- ligase. Bases 1 to 1743 code for a protein of 580 amino acids. Gene Ontology annotation, molecular function: CoA-ligase activity. NCBI's taxonomy places the organism in Eukaryota, Fungi, Basidiomycota, Malasseziomycetes, Malasseziales, Malasseziaceae. The record is from RefSeq and is a predicted model, not a curated record. The transcript is spliced from 6 exons.